CUUUCAUUAAAAUACUUCAGCGAUCGGCGUCUGAGCCCGCCCCCCUUCAGGAGUAAAACCGAUUAUUUCGCUCGGCAACAUUGAGAGGGUGGAGAGGGAGAGACGCUGGUUGGGAUUGUAGGAGAGAGAACUGGAGCAGUCCUCAACAUCAUCAUCAGCAGCAAGUAUCUUCACGGCGUGCUCAUUCCUCCCAGUAGCUCCAGACAUCCAGCGCUGGAGAUUAACGAAACGCGAAGUCCUUGCAUUUCCAUUUGAAAACAGCAUUCCGACGACAAAGCCUGUAGUUUUGGUGACAUUUUAGAGAGGGACACCUCUUUGUCCGUGUUGUUUUAGUUGUGUUUCUGCUGGGCUGGAUUUAAGUGUGCAUCUUUGUGCGAGUCGGUCUAUCCCGCACUCAGUCGGCUUCUCCUGUCCGCUCAGACUGUCACUCGCCCGGACAAAAACCUCUCAGCUCCUGGCCUGUGGUUGCCCCCGCACUUACCGGACACAUUUCAUCCAGAAUGAAGUACGGAUGCUGGAAUCUUUGAAUUGAGUGGAGCAAGUUGAGAGAAGAGAGACUGGUUUGAUUGGGGAGGCACGGUGAAAGCGAGGGACAGAGCGUUAAAGUUCUUUGGCGAAAAGAGACAGACGACAGGGCGGGGAAGAUGGGGAGGAAAAAGAUCCAGAUCACGCGGAUUAUGGACGAACGCAACAGACAGGUGACGUUCACAAAGCGUAAGUUUGGCCUGAUGAAGAAAGCCUACGAGCUGAGCGUGCUGUGCGACUGCGAGAUCGCCCUGAUCAUCUUCAACAGCACCAACAAGCUGUUCCAGUACGCCAGCACCGACAUGGACAAGGUGCUGCUCAAGUACACCGAGUACAACGAGCCGCACGAGAGCAGGACCAACACAGACAUUAUGGAGACGUUGAGAAAGAAGGGCCUAAAUGGGUGUGACAGCCCCGACGCCGAUGUUGAGGACUCGUUGGGUCACAGCCCGGAGUCCGAGGACAAGUACAGGAAAAUAAACGAGGACAUUGACCUGAUGAUCAGCAGACAGAGACUGUGUGCUGUUCCGCCCUCAAACUACGAGAUGCCGGUGUCCAUCCCCGUGAGCAAUCAGAACAGCCUCCUCUACAGCCACCCUGGAGCUUCCCUGGGGAACCACAACCUGCUGCCACUGGCACACCACAGCCUACAGAGGAACAACAUGUCCCCCGGAGUCACACACAGACCUCCUAGUGCAGGUGGCCUGAUGGGCACUGACCUCACCACUGGCGCGGGCACCAGUGCUGGUAAGGAUGGCACGCCCUCCUACUACAGAAAUGGAUAUGGUAACCACCGUAACUCUCCGGGCCUGCUGGUGUCCUCCGGCGGGAUGAACAAAGGCAUGCAGGCCAAGUCUCCUCCACCCAUGAACCUGGGCAUGAACAACCGCAAACAAGACCUGCGCGUGCUCAUCCCCCCUGGAGCCAAGAACAACAUGCCCUCUAUCUCUGAGGAUGUUGAUCUGCUAUUGAACCAGAGAAUAAACAACUCACAAUCUGCACAGUCGCUGGCCACCCCCGUUGUUUCCGUAGCGACACCCACCUUACCCGGGCAAGGGAUGGGUGGCUACCCAUCGACCAUCUCCACUUCAUAUGGCACUGAAUAUUCUCUGAGCAGUGCAGACCUCUCCUCUAUAUCAGGCUUUAACAGCGCCAACAGUAUUCACCUGGGAUCGAUGAGUGGCUGGCAGCAGCAGCACCUGCAGAAUAUGCAGCAUUCAGCCCUCAGUCAGCUAGGAAAUUGCACUAGCAGUCACUUAUGUCAGAGUACCAAUCUCUCCCUGCCCAGUGCUCAGAACCUGCACAUCAAGUCCGAACCUGUUUCUCCUCCUAGAGAUCGCGCCGGCAGCAUCACCCCCGGGGGCUACGCUCCCCCUCUCCCCCUCCAGCACCCCAACCAGCAGCACCACCACCACCAGGGGCAGCAGCAGCACCAGCAGCAGCAGCAGCAGCAGCAGCACCAGGGCUCGUCUCAGGCCCCGCCGGGGCGCCAGGACUCGGGCCGCUCGCCGGUGGACAGCCUGAGCAGCUGCGGCAGCUCGCACGAUGGCAGCGACCGCGACGACCACCGCAACGACUUCCACUCGCCGCUGGGGAUGACGCGGGCGGGCGUCAACGGGGCCAACGGGGGAGGCGGAGGAGGAGGGCUCGACGAGCGCCACAGCCCCUCGCUCAAGCGCGUGAGGCUGUCCGAGGGCUGGGCCGCUUGAGCAGGGGAUGGGAGGAGGGGGUCGUACGGCACGGCACCGACCCCGGCCCGCCCUAUCCCGACACCAUGUCAUGCUCCCUGCCACCGCUGACAACAACAACAGCAACAUCAACAACAACAACGACGACAAACCCAACCCCCCACCCUGAUCGCCAAACGAGAUCGAGCGCCCACUCCCUCACACCCUGCCCGCGGGCUGAACUGGGCCGAGGUCACACUCAACACGCGUCGACACAGCCGCGCUUGCUCACACACACAGCCACACACACACACACACACACCAAAAUACGAGCGAGAGACAGUGCGUAUGAGACGUACGAGACGCAAACCCACAACAAACUAACACAGAGACACUCUUGCUGUGCUCUGUUGUCUCUCUCUCUCUCUCUCUCUUGUCUCUCUCUCUCUUAUGUCUCGCUCUCUCUUUCUCUGUCUCUCUCUCUCACACCAGAAGUCACAAUCAGCCCUGUCCCUCUCUCCUACUGUCCUUUCCUAGUCUUUCUGAAAGGACAGGUUAAGGGAGGACAUUGUGUUUUUUGACUCUUAACUGUAUUGUUUUGGUAUAACUAUUAUUGUUGUAACUAUGGUAAUGAUUUCUUUUCAUUCAAUGAGUAUUUCAUAGAUCCAGCAGAGAGAUGUUGCAGAAGGGGGUGCACUAGACUGGGUGUGAGAGGGCCUAGGCAGCAGCCGAGUAUUUUGCCAGGGAUGGGGGGAUCUAUGCAUCAUGUGUGCUGGCUAUGGGGAGAGAGUGGUAUCCCAAAAAACAAAAAGCAAACCAGAGAGGAAAAAAAGGUCAUAUAUGCAUAUCUACACGUGCAUAUGUGUACAUAUAUGCAUAGUAUCAAACAAAAAUGAAUCUAAGAAAGUCAGGUACUCUGUUUUUAUGUAAAAAAAGAAAAAGAAGAAAAAAAAAACAA
Molecule: messenger RNA, 3150 nt
Organism: Clupea harengus (Atlantic herring)
Lineage: Eukaryota; Metazoa; Chordata; Actinopteri; Clupeiformes; Clupeidae
Gene: mef2cb
Product: myocyte enhancer factor 2cb
Biological process (GO): cell differentiation; heart development; positive regulation of transcription by RNA polymerase II
Molecular function (GO): RNA polymerase II cis-regulatory region sequence-specific DNA binding; DNA-binding transcription factor activity, RNA polymerase II-specific; protein dimerization activity
Source: RefSeq, a predicted model, not a curated record